Messenger RNA from Oncorhynchus kisutch (coho salmon), 3597 nucleotides. RefSeq names its product programmed cell death 2-like (gene pdcd2l). Bases 86 to 1252 code for a protein of 388 amino acids. Lineage: Eukaryota; Metazoa; Chordata; Actinopteri; Salmoniformes; Salmonidae. Gene Ontology annotation, biological process: apoptotic process. The transcript has a single exon. Gene Ontology annotation, cellular component: cytoplasm. The record is from RefSeq and is a predicted model, not a curated record.
AUUACGUCACCGGACUUGUUGACGAGUUUCAACAUGGCGAUUGGCUUCAAGUCCAGUUCUAACAACUAAACAAUAGUAGAAUAGUAUGGCUGCAGUUGACGCGGCAGUUCUCAUCGGACUGUGUGAUGGGGAAAUCGAUUCAAAGCGAUAUCCGAUGUCUUUCUUGACGAACAAAAUUGGCGACCAACCGGACAAGCUUCCAGUGAUAUCAUGGCAACGUCCACGCUGUGGUCUAUGCAGCGCGGUCAUGGCCCAUGUGGUGCAGGUGUACUGCCCCCUAGCGGCGUCUCCCUACCACCGCACCCUGAAUGUGUUCGCCUGCCCCGGGCCACAGUGCAGCGGACAACCGGAAAGCUGGAGGGUUCUGCGUUCUCAGUGUCUGGAAUCAGAGGUCAGAACCAACCAUGUGGUCCAACCUCCAGGCCACGCCCCAGUUAAAGAGGUUCCCAUGACAACCACAUACUGGUGUGAUGGGACUGAUGACUGGGGUGAAGAAGAGGACAAGCAGGAGGGGGGAGAUGGAUGGGACAAGGCCCAGAACCAAGCUCAUAUGGGGGGAGAGGAUCCUGAGAUCCUCUCACUCACCGGGACCUCCUUUGAGCUGGAUGUGAGCGUCAAGCUUCAGGGACUCAGUCUGGAAGGAGGAGAAAAGGUGGUGGAGGAGGAAGGGGAGGUAACGGGUAACAUCCCUACCUACAGACCUUUCUACAUCAGUGUGGUGGAUGAGACGGACCUGGGUGGUCAGUCAGACCUGGAGCACGCUGAGACUCUGCUGAGGGAGUACGAGCAGAGAGAGGGAGUAGGGAUGAUCGGGAGCACUGAGGGGGGAGGAGGGGAGGAGAGGUACGAGAAGGACAACCCCAGACAUGGAGACGCGGUGUUCUCCCACUUCAUGAAGAGGAUCUCUGUGUGUCCGGAGCAGGUGUUGCGGUACAGCUGGCACGGGUCUCCUCUCUUCUUGUCUGACCCCCCCUCGGACCUGCCUUGGAUUAAACCUGGCUGCUGUCACUGUGGAGGAAUCAGGGUGUUUGAGUUACAACUGAUGCCUGCUCUGGUCAGCCUGCUGCAGAGGACAGACACUGGGUCAAGGUCAGCGGUAGAGAUGGGGGAUGUAGAGAUGAAUACGGGGCUGGAGUUUGGUACUGUGAUGGUGUUUACUUGUAGAAACAGCUGUUGGUCGUCAGGCUCAACCUCACCUGUGGAAGAGUUCAUCUAUCUACAGGCAGAUCCAGACCAGAAACUCUUCAAAUAACUCACUCAGUUUUCAUCCACAGUUUUUAUGCAAGUGAAGUGAUCAUAUUUUUGUUAAGACAUGGUGGGAUGUUUUUGUGUAAAAUUAAAUAUGCUAGAAAUACCUUUUUUAUGCAAAUAUUGGUAUAAUAACGAAGUAAACUUGGGAGUCGUGAUGAUAUGGUGUGUGGUCCUCCCACCACGACUCGGGAUUUAUUAGGCUACAGAUGAAGUAAGUUAUGAUGAACAUCACUGGGGGGGGCGAAAGCACAAGGUGAUGAGCUUGAUGCUCUUUUCCAAUAAAUAUCGGGGGUCUUAUUCUGGUGAUAUGAUGAUUAAUGCUUGACUGCUGUUUGACAAAUAAAAAUAUUACCACUCUUAUCCACUAUAAUGUCAUCAUGUAGAGUAGCCUACCAGCACUGAGCUGUUGGCUAGAGAGCAGGUGCCAAAAUCAGAGUAGGCCCAUGCGCUAUUUUAACACAACAGUCUUUGUGACAAAACUAUCAUUAGAGUGAAAAAUGCAUUGGAAACACAUUGAACUUUACAUUUUGAUUCGAUAUAUGAAAUUGCUCUGCCAUUUCCAGGUUGCAGAAAAUUCUAAUAGUUUGUUUAAUUUCAGUUUGUGACAAGCAAGCAUAGUGUAGAGAAACAUUGUACCAUCUAAACCGCUGUGAAAUAUAUUUUUCCAUGACCAUGAAUAUUGUAUUUUCAGCCGUCUGAAGCUGGUGAACAAAACCGGCAAGUAAAAGCAAGUAAAAACGAAACUUAGGCAUGUGAAGCAUAGAAAUAGCAUAGAAAAUAGAACAGAUCUACCGCCCCUUAGACUGGCUUCCAAUGAGAAUGACAGAUCUACCUCCCCUUAGACUGGCUUCCAAUGAGAAUGACAGGUCUACCGCCCCUUAGACUGGCUUCCAAUGAGAAUGACAGGUCUACCGCCCCUUAGACUGGCUUCCAAUGAGAAUGACAGAUCUACCGCCCCUUAGACUGGCUUCCAAUGAGAAUGACAGAUCUACCGCCCCUUAGACUGGCUUCCAAUGAGAAUGACAGAUCUACCGUAAUGGAAGAAUCUAGAUCUAGAUCUAGAAUAACGUAAUGGAAGAAUAAAGAUGUUUCUUGCUUUGUUUUGGAAAGAAUAAAGAAUUCAGAAAGUUAAACAUUGUUUGCCAAAAUAAAUAAUGCAUAAAAUAAAGACAAACAUUGAAAAAUAAAAGAGCCUGAGUAGAAACUGGAGAACGUUCUCGUUUUCACAACCUUCUGUAAUGAAACAGAAUCCAUAGAAGGGCGCUGACAUCACAGCAGUUGAUGUUGAGUUCUAUAGUUGCCAUGGCGCCAUAAUAGCAGCGUAAGCACAGAGCUCCUGUAAAUUUGUACAUAUUUUGUUAUUUUUAGGUGUUUUUCAUCGUUUUUUUUCAGCUCUUUUGUUUUAGAUAACAAUGAGUUUUUAUUGCAUAUAUCUGGUGUUUUUGAGCCACAGAUUUGCAGGUUGAUUGACAGGUUAACACUUUUUGGCUUGGCUAGCUAGCUUUUGUUUGAAAAAAAAAUGCAUCUGGACACAGUACUAUCUUUUUUUAAUUUCAUCUGGCUGCCAAUUCCAGAUCUUUGGAGAACUAAAUUUAAGGAGUGGCCUGAAGCGUGAUAAGAAUGGGAGACAGGAAUACAACAGUGCUGAGGCAGAGGGCUCAUAGUGAGGACGACUGGCUACUAUUCUGAACUGUGGUGAGCUUUCUGGAGCAUCAGCCAAGUGACUGCUACCCCGAUUUGGAAGAGUUUGACUUAACCCUCUACCACAUCACCAGCAGACUCUAUCGUCUACCAUCCUCUGACCAGCUCUCUCUGCUCAAGCUAUGAACUGACCCUCUCUAUCUUCAGCUGAAGCAGCUUUCAAAGACCUGGCCUCUAUUGGUUGACCUGUCGUGACAUAUUGCUUGUUUGUUGUUUUGCUUUGAGGUGCUAUGAAAAGCGUUAUAGAAGUAUACUAAAUGAUGAUGAUUAUUGUUGUUGCACAGUCAACUGAGCUGUGUCGUCUACUGUACAAUCUUCCCCUUUCUGGCUUUGUUGAUGAAUUUCUCUGAAUGUAAUGUAGCCUCUAUGUGGGGAAAUGAGAGCCUGAUAUGUAGUCUAUUUGGCUUCAACGUCUUCAUUUUAAUUACUAACAACAAGAUGGCUUUGUGUUGGAGCCCAUUUCUUCCUAUUUAAUAAAUAACAGUUAGGCAUACCUGUUGACAGACAUAUUAGUCUACAGGCUGCUAUAUCCAUAAAUUUGUCAGGUUACACCUCGUAUUUUAUUUUAUUUUAUCUAUCUGCUUGUUUGUAGGUGACCAAAUACUUAUUUUCCACCAUAAUUUGCAAAUAAAUUCAUAAAAAAUC